AUGUCUUCCCCAAUAGCGGGACUCGAUAACUGCCCGAAUUGGGAAUUAAUCGAUCAAAUUUCGGUGCCUCUUCUGGAGACCGGAAUUGCCACGUUGCCAAUUCUGCAGGCUGCUCUUCCGACGAUGCUCACAAUCAAUGCAAACGACGAGAAAGUCACCCAAAGAUAUCCGAAAAUCAUUCGUAUUUGUCAGUUGCAAAUUCAGCAUUUACUGCGAUCGCAGAAGGAAUUGAUGCACCGGCUGGAGUUGAUGAAGCAUCAGACAAGAAAAUGUCAGCACACACAAGACGAUGGAGUCAAAUAUAAGUGCGACGAUUGCGGAAAAGUGUUCGUCUCAAAAGAUUACCUCCUCUCUCAUUUCGAGAGAAGGCACAAGCAAGGAAGCGGAAGCUCUUUUGUUUUCUUCUUCAUUUUGAUCUACCCAAAACAGAUUGAUGUUCCGCAAGUGGUUGCAACAAGAAGCGACGAUGGAAUUAUAUCGAAAUCAGUGUUGAUUGGCUAUUCAAAUGCUGAUCGUUCGACCAUAUUCUCGGCGUUUAUUUUUGAUAACACUGCCGUUCUAAUAUUAUCCUCAUACGGAUAUUUGAACCGUCGUAUUUAUUGUCGAUUUUUCGAUGGAAAUCAUUCGGAAAUUUCUCAACAAUCCACUGUUGUUUUUCCGGAAUUUACUGUAAAAUGUGCCGCAAACAAUUCUGCAAAAUUUGUGGCGAUUAGUGUCAACAAGAAAGACAAGAUUGAAAAUCUCACAAAGCUGGAAAUUAGAAAACAUAUGUCAGACAGCCAUGAAUUUUCUGUUUGUUUGGCUCCCAUAUUUGGAAAUUCUCCAAAAUUAUUAUUGUUCAUCGAAUUUGUGGAAUACUACAGAAUUCAAGGUGCUUCUCAUUUUCUCGUUUAUGUAUACGAAUCAAACGAAUAUAUGGAAAAGGCGCUGAAAAUUUAUGAACAAAUGAGAUUGAUUGACAUUAUUCGAAUAGGAAAUGAAACAAAAUGUUUGAAAAGGCACCGAUGUCGACACGAAAUGCAAUUGCAGGAUUGUGUUUAUCGAUCCCGGCGGUUGUCAAAAUGGGUUGCGACUGUGGAUUUGGAUGAACGACUUAUGAAUGUAGAGCAAUCAAAACCGAUUUCGCAAUUGUUACGAUCUCAAAAUAACGAUUACAUUGCUGAACUUCGCUUUCGAUGUCAGUGGACACUUCGGUACUCUGAACUUUCGAAAGAUUCAGAAAUUACGCAAAAUAAUUUCAAAAAUUUCCUGCCGAUGCUUAAAUGGCAUAAUACGAGCCAUAUCGCACCACAGAAUCAUACAACAAAGAGCAUUAUUCGGCCUGAAAAUGUUGAUUCAAUGGGAGUUCAUGGCGUUCAAAAGUUUUCUAAAAGUUACCAUGUUCAACUGAUUGACCCAAAAAUCGCUGUUGUUAGACACUAUCGAUACACGGAAGGAUGGUCGUAUUUUCUGCGCGAAGCCGAAUCAUUCGGACCCUUCUCUAAUUUUUCACUUAUCUCGGAAGUUUGUCCUGGAGCUCUCGUGAUCUGGUGCAAUUGCGUUAAAAUUUACGAUUAUUCUGUUCCAAAUCUUGCUCUUAACCCGUCUACUAGACUUGUUGAUCUCGGUGUGGUUCAAAGCUCAUUUCUUCAUGCUUUCACUCAAAAUUUUCCAAAUCCUGCGCCGAAUUCAACUGUCGCACUCGUUCCAAAAGCAAUGUUAACAGCUCAACGAUUUGCUAUUGCUGCUUCGCGUCGAUUUGAAUUAAGCAAGAGGCAAAACAGAUUGACCCGAAAUCAGCCGUCUGGAUCUAAUCCAAGAAUAAAUAGAAGCGCAGCCGAGCGACUUCUUCAGCUUCUCAGUCAGGCGGCUCUACCGAACGUUAAAGCAGACGAUUCUUGGAAAGAAAAAGCGAGAAUUUCUUACGAAAGAAUGAAAGCAAGCAACGGAGCCUACUUAGCUCUAGACGCUCCACAAAUAACCGAGAAGUUCGAGAAGAAUCCCAACAUGAGCUUUGAAGAAUAUUAUGCCAUUUUCAAAGAAUAUUUUGAUGAAUUAGGGCGAAAACAGCAAUUAAUGAAUGAUCCAAAUUCUGAAGAGGGACAACGGCUCAUUCAACAGUUGAUCAAUAGAAAUCGAAUUGCUAGACAGUAUGAUGAUGCCAUUGAACAUCAUCCAGAAACUAUGAUUCCAGUCACAAUGCUUUAUGUGAAUGCUACCAUAAAUGGCCAUCCUGUAAAGGCUUUUAUUGAUUCUGGUGCCCAAGUUUCGAUUAUGUCGUUGGCAUGUGCCCAACGGUGCAAUUUGACUGAUGUGAUUGACCGGCGAUUCCAGACCCUUUGCCAUGGUAUUGGAGGUGUAAAUCGCGCAUACGGAAAGAUUCAUCUAUGUGACGUAAAAAUCGAGAAUGCUCAUUUUUCAUGCCCGUUCACGGUUGGAAAAGAUCCAAAAAUGGACCUUUUAAUUGGAUUGGAUGUGCUUCGCAAACAUAAUUGUUGUAUAAAUUUAGCAAAGAAUUGCCUCGAGUUCCCAAAUGGAACGUCGACUCCAUUCCUUCAAUCGAACGAAAUCGAAGCGUUUCUCGCCGAAAUUAUUGGAAAUUCAACAGAUAAUGGAGAGCCAAUGGAUCAGUCGGGACCAUCGAACUAA
Caenorhabditis bovis is the source of this 2628-nucleotide messenger RNA. Lineage: Eukaryota; Metazoa; Nematoda; Chromadorea; Rhabditida; Rhabditidae. The record is from the annotation of a GenBank genome assembly.